GCCGCCGCCGCCGCCUCCGCACGCCAGCAGCUGCCCCCGCCAGCAUGCUGUGCGCCGUCUUCGCUGCCGUCCUCGUGUGCGCCGCACUAGCUCCCACAGGUGGCGCGGUGAAGUGCUACCGGUGCGCGAUGGGCGACCCGCGGUGCGGCGGGCCCGGCAUGGACCUGUCCGAGGUGCCGACGGAGAACUGCACGCUGGCCGCCGUCGCCACGGGGCUCACCGAGUCCGUGGGCGAGGACCGCUUCCCCAAGAUCGAGAGCGAGGCGGGCAUCGGCUCCUUCAGCCUGCCGGAGGCCACCGCCGCCGCCAUCCCACUCGGCUGCCUCAAGCUCGAGAAGCGGAACGUGACGACGGGAGAAGUGAGCACGGCGCGGCACUGCAUCUGGCUGGGCCACGACGACGUUGAUGCGUGCGCCGCCAUCAGCGCCUCUGCCGACGUCACGUACUGCGCCAUCUGCGACUACGACCUGUGCAACGCGGCCGGCCUGCCAGCCGUGACGUCACUGCUGCAGCUGCCACUGUGGGCGCUCGCCCUGCGACUGCUUUCGCCCUGAGACCAGGGCGCCACCCAUGCAAUGGAUCCUCCCCACUGGGGCCGUCUGAGGAACUCGUACUUAAGCUAUUUAUUUGAUACAGACACGUAUACAACUUGAACACAUAAAGUACAUUGGAACAAUAUAAAUAGAUGUAGGAUGAAAAUAGUUUCAUUAUUAUUUUGCUAAAAAUAUACUGUAAGAUUGUGAACGUGCGAUCGCUGUACACGGUGAUCUGAAGAGGAGCGAACUUGAUAAUCAGUAGGAACAAACACUGUCUUUGGAUAUCGGUUUCCGGAAGAGUGACAAGGGAAUUUCUAGGAAGGCACCGUCGGUUUCCUCGCCAAUUUUCGAUGUAUUUUGUUCCUUUGGAACUGCUUACAACUUUUAUGUCUCUUUCUCGCCAGUUUUCAACUAGAUCGGCGUUUUUGUCUACGAUCUUUUUGACUGUCUCUUUUUUUCUUUCUCUGGGACCAAUUUCUGUGAUUUCGUUUAUCAUUCAAGUCUUCCUAUUAUUUUUUUCUCUAUUUACCUUAUGACGACUCUCUUUCUGUUCAUAGUAUCUCCUUUACGUCUUUUACUAUCAUACUAUCAGAUUUAACUGGCAAUUCAAUUUAUUUUCACUAAAAGCUUUGCAAGUUAUUAAAAUUUGUGAAACAAUCACGUGUCGUCUUUCUUAGUUCCCUUUUCAUCACUUCACACAAUCAGUCAAGUUUAAUUUGUCAGGAAUACGAGUUUUAGAGAAUUCUUGUAGUUGUCAUAAAAACUGAACAUGCCUAGAUACUGUUAUAGUGCUACUAAAUACCGAAAAUUUUUUUAAAAAAGAAAAAGGAACAGCAAAUGAAAUGACUAUGUGCUCUUAAACGAAAUGUGUGUUCAGGUUCAAAUCACGUUAUGGAUUCUCCACAGAACACAAAAGUCACUUCUUAGGGGUGUGAUUGCUGAGCCACAGAAAAGCAAUACCGAUGCCUGGUCUUUGCAAAAAACGACAAUACGUCCCAGCAUUCUACUGCAGAAAAGUCCUAGCUCAAACCGACUAGAAAAUAUACCCACUGCUACGUUGUACCCAUAAAUUCGCAGUUUAGCGCUUCCGUCAUAAAAACAGUUUCUUAAACAGACCAUUUACUGUUCCAGUUUUACCCUUUCCUCUAAAUAUGUUUAGCAUGUCUCAUUGCAUUCCUCGAGAGAGAAGAAUAUGCAGCACUACAUUUCUCUUUAUCUGAAACAACUCGGCGCCGUAACGUAGGAGAAAAUGUGUGUGUAAGAGAUCGAUUCUGUUCUUAAUGGAAUUUGUUAACAGAUAAAAUAGUCGUCUAGUAAUCAUAGCAGUCCUUCAUUACCUGAUACUUAUGGAAGAAUUCAACAACCCGAGCUUCUCUUGAUAAAGCCCAAUACAAAUGCUCACCUUCGGAUAACCGUGUUACCACGCUGACUUUAUUAUAUUCUGCCCUUCUACAUGAUGUAUAUAGCAGAGCCUUUUAAAAAUAAAAAACAGGUUUCAGAAACUAUUCUCUGCGUCACAAAGCUGCCUUAACUGUGUAAAUAUAAUUAAAAGCCACUGUUGUCGCUUAUCUAGUUCCAAAUACCCUUCCUUCUUAGAAGUAAUGUUCCCAUUUUCAUUUUUUUCCUCGGACCUUACAUAGUUCUCAACUAUUGCGUCCUUUUCAUUUGUGGACAAUUUAAACUGGAUGUAACGAAAAGGAAUAACACUGUUUCAUCAACUUGGUUGGUAUUCACGUUGUGUGUAUAUAUGUUUGCUGUAACGAAUAUGGUGGUUUAGCUUUAUGACUGAACUCACUGUGCCUGCUACGUGCCUGAAUAAAGAGCAAAUUUUCAUGUUAUGUAAAUACAUGCCUAUAGCAGCAGAGUCCUUCGAUGUAUUUUCAAAAUAUUUGUAUUUACAUAAUGGAAUCAUUGUAGUGUCUGUUUACUAGUGCCUAGUGUCAGUAAAUGGUGUAGAAUUUUAAUAUAUGGAUUUUGCUGCAAGUCCGCGAUGACAAUGUUUUUUAUAACAGAGGAAGGCACUUGAAAAGUAUUACAGUACACAAUUUUUCAUGACAAACACGGGUCUUACAUAACGGAGCUUCAGCGAAUAGGUUUAAAAUGUUUGUUCUGAAUACUAAUAUUAUACACAUAUAUAUUCAACGAAAUGCAAUACUCAAAGUGUGUAAUGCAAACACUCGAUACAUGAGAUCGUAUUGUAACUUCCCGGCAGUGUUAAUGUACAAGAGUACCGUAUAUAACAAAAGGAAGGGUAAUUAUUGUGUGUGGUAGCAGAAAAUGGAUAAUCUUUUUCAUGUAACAGAAAUUUUAUGUCAGUUUACUGCAUCUGUUGUUCAUGGAUGUGACACUUAAAUUUAGCUUUUAAUUAUGUAAAAAACUGUGCUGUUUGUAUUUAUUAUACUCAAAGGGGGAUUGUAUCUGAAUAAAUUUAUUUUACCUAUCCCAA
Schistocerca serialis cubense is the source of this 2982-nucleotide messenger RNA. RefSeq lists its product as uncharacterized. The coding region runs from base 45 to 554 and encodes 169 amino acids. Gene Ontology annotation, biological process: regulation of synaptic transmission, cholinergic; sleep; positive regulation of voltage-gated potassium channel activity. Lineage: Eukaryota; Metazoa; Arthropoda; Insecta; Orthoptera; Acrididae. The transcript has 3 exons. The record is from RefSeq and is a predicted model, not a curated record.